Messenger RNA from Rubroshorea leprosula, 3841 nucleotides. Lineage: Eukaryota; Viridiplantae; Streptophyta; Magnoliopsida; Malvales; Dipterocarpaceae. The record is from the annotation of a GenBank genome assembly.
CUCUGCGUUUCUGCUCAUCUUUCUAGGGUUUCUGAACUUCUCCCUUCUUUGAUUCCUCCCUUCGUUCCCAAGAAUUUUCUAGGGUGGUUGCUGUUUGGUUUCCUAGAAAAUAUUGGCUUUUCCCAGUGAUUUUCUUUUUGUUUUUCCUCCUUCCUUAGCACCUUGAAAGAUGAAACCUUUCUAUGGGAUCAUGGGCUGCUAUUAUUGAUCUCUUAAAAAUUUGUUUUCUUUGCAUAAAGGCUGAUACUUGUUUGCUUUACUAGAAAAUUUAGGCUGUUUUCUUUCUGGGUUUUACUUCUUCUCUUUCCUUUGACCUUUUAAGCCGUAGCUCCCGGUUGCCACUACUGGUCUCUUCAAAAUUUGUAAUUUUUCUCUGCAAAGGUUGAAACUUUAGUAAUAGCUACACAAUGCGUAGCUACUUACUAUAUAUCUCGGGACUUUGCCCAAUUUUGAUGUUGCAGUUAUCAUCUUCUAACAAAAGGGCAGAAUUAUGAGUUCUGAAGCAUGCAAAAGACCAUUGAACGAUACUCUAUCUAUACAAAAGAAAUUCCAACUCACAAGCCUGAAAUGGAACAACACAUGCAGGUCCUCUGUUUCUGUUUAUCUUUCUAGGUUUUCUGAACAUCUCACUUUUUUUGAUUCCUCCCUUUGUUCCCAAGAAUUUUCUAGGGUGGUUGCUGUUCGGUUUCCUAGAAAAUUUCGAAAUUUUUUUUAAAAUGUUUGUCCUCCUUCCUUUGCACCUGAAAUGAUGAAACUAUUCUAUGGGAUUAUGGGCUGCUAUUAUUGAUUUCUUCUAAAUUUAUUUUCUUUGCGGCUGAAACUUGUUUUCUUUCCCAGAAAAUUUAGGCAAGUUUCUUUCUGGGUUUUCCUUCUUUUUCUCUUUCCUUUGAGCUUUAAGAACCGUCCUCAUGGGCUGCCAUUAUUAAUGUCUUCAAAUUUUGUAAUUUUUCUUUACAAAUGUCGAAACUUUAGCAAGAACCACACACUGCGUAGCUACUCAAUAUAUGUCUGGGGACUUCGGUCAAUUUCGUAAGAAGAUGGUGAGAGGAAAAAUUGUGAUGAAAAGGAUCGAGAAUGCAGCAAGCAGACUAGUGACCUUCUCCAAGCGUCAAAACGGGCUGCUUAAGAAGGCUUUUGAGCUAUCUGUUAUCUAUGAUGUCGAUGUUGCAGUUAUAAUCUUCUAACAAAAAGGAAGACUUGAUGAGUUCUCAAGCUCCGACAAGGAAAACGCUAUUGAACGGUACUCUGUGUAUACAUAAGAAAGUCCAACUCACAAGCCUGAAAUGGGACAACACAUGCAGAGUGCAGCACUUGGGGAUUGGAACAGCAAAUAUGUUUAAAAGAUUGAGUUUCUGGAUGUUUCUAGAAGGUUCAAUAUUGAUUUAAUGCUUAUGUCAUGUUACUUCACCUGAUCAUCCAGGUGAAAGGAUUUCUAAAGUUUGAAAUUUUGAUGUCAUAAAGGAAGUUGUUAGGUCAAGGAUUAAGCUUGUGUUCUGUGAGGGAACUUCAAGAGAUUGAUAGCCAGCUUUCUAGCUUGAAAAACAUCAGGCCAAGAAAGUUUUGCAACCUUUAAGUUUGCACUUUGGCUAAAAGUAGUUGCAUUAAUGAAUCAGAACAUGAUUAUAAGACUUCUGCGUUCGAAUGAAAGUUAGCAUUUGAGUUACUAUCAAAUGAGCUUUUUUGUCAUUUUUAGAGAGUAUUUGCACUGCCACUGGACCCUUGUAGACAUAAAACAGCCACAUUUCCUCAGACUCGCCUCCUCCUUAGGUUGUACUCAUAGAUAGAGCUGCAACCCACAUUGCUUCCACAAUUUAAAUGGUCCGAGGUCUCCUCAAUGAUGUGGGAUUGGAGUCUCUAAUAUACCCUGUACUAGAUCCUUCAUUGUGCCUUCUACCUACAUAGCAGAGGAUAAAAAGCCUUGGAUAUAUGCAUUUUAAGGACAUCUAUUACAAAGAUCCUUAUGUGGAAAAAUUUGGUGAAGCAUUAAAGGUUAUAAAUAGUAAGCAGGAGCUUAUUCACAUGCGGUACCUUUUAAAUGAAAGGGGAAUUAUAGAUGUGUAUGUUAAGCAUGUCUGUGAUGAAUCAAACAUUUUAGAUUUGCUUGAAGGUGGCACUGUUCUGCAAGAAGCAGUUGAUGAAGGUACAAUGGACAUUGGGGAAGGUUGUGCAACACAAAAUUCACAACCAACCCCAAAUUUUCAUGAAGCUCCAGAAACAGCAGCUAAAGGUGAUGCUAAUGAAACAAAUGCAAUGAAUGGAGGUGAUGUAGCCCAACAAGAAGAUCUACAGAAGAAUGAUCAUGAUGAUGAGGAGCUGCCUAAUAUUGUGCGUAAUGAUGCAGAUGAUGAGGAUAGUGGGGAAGGUUGUGUGACACAAAAUUCACAACUAGUCCCAAAUUUUCAUGAAGCUCUAGAAACAGCAGCUGAAGGUGAUGCUGACGAAACAGAUGUAGUGCAUGGAGGUGAUGCAACCCAACAACAAGAUCAAGAAAAGAAUGAUCAUGAUGAUGAGGAUUUGCUUGAUAUUGUGCCUAGUGAUGCAGUUGAUGAGGAGGUGCUUGAAUUUAUUUGCAAUAAAAAGAAACAUAAAGCCAGUGCAAGAAAAAAUGCAUAUGGUGUUGGACCAAGCGGCACAAUCCAUGACUCCCCUACCACAGUUAAUGAAGAGGGUGAAAGGCUUCCUAUAGGAACUGAUGACCAUGGAGAUUUGGGUUCUAAUUCUAGCUUUGAAAAUAGUGAAGAUGAAUUUGAGGUUUCUAGUGAUGAUUCAAGUAAGUACAAUGUUGCAGAUGAACAUGAACUUGAAGAAGAAGAACAAGAUGUAAGAACUACUAGAAGGAAUGAUUUAUGGUUUAAUCCUUCAUGGAAUAUUGUUUGGUUUGAGGUAGGGAUGAGGUUUGAGCAUGUAGCACAGUUUAAGGAGGCUAUAGCUAAGUACCAAAUUCAAAAAGGCUGUAGGGAACACACUUGCUUUAGGAGUUUGAAGUUUGACAUGGUUGGGUCGAGGGUACUUGCAGAACAUCAUAGGAACAGAAUUUUUGCCAAUUCACAUAUCAGAAUCAAUGAGAUAGUGAGAUUGUCUCAUUUAGAAUUAAAAGUUUAUGUUUCAAAUGAUAAGUGUAAAUUAGCAAAGGAAAGGAUUAUGAAGGAGGUGAAGGAAAUUUACACGAAGGAAUUUGCUCAAUUAAGAAGGUACGCAGAAGAGCUGUUGAAAUUAUUCCCUCAGUCAAAUGUUCAAAUUAACAGUGAGCCACCCACAACUCCAGAGGGAAAGCCUAUGUUUAAAGGAAUUUAUGUGUGUCUAGAAGGAUGUAGAAAGGGUUUUCUACUGGGCUGUAGACCAGUAAUUGGAGUAGAUGCCUGUUUCCUCAAGGGGAUGUUCAAAGGAACUCUUUUGGCAGCUGUUGCAAGGGAUGGAACAAUCAAAUGUUCCCAAUAGCUUGGGCUGUUGUUGACUCAAAGUGUACCAGCUCAUGGACCCUUUUUUUUUUUUAUAUGCCUAGCUAAUGAUCUAUCAAAUCACACCGGGCGAGACUUAACGUUCAUUUCGGACCAAUAUCCUACGGGGAUAUAAAGAAAAUGAGGGGUUUUGUGGUUUGAGUGUGGAGAGAGUGCUCUAUCAAAAAUCGAUAGAUCGUGUGCGUUGCUACUCAUCCUUCCAAGAAGAUGGUGAGAGGGAAAAUUGUGAUGAAAAGGAUUGAGAAUGCAGCAAACAGACUAGUGACCUUCACCAAGCGUCGAAAUGGGCUGCUUAAGAAGGCUUUUGAGCUAUCCGUUCUCUGUGAUGUCGAUGUUGCAGCUAUAAUCUUCUCACAAAAAGGAAAACUUUAUGAGUUCUCAAG